AGUAGAGCUCAGCUGCACCUACUCUGCCUGCUCCAGCCCAGGAAAAAGCUCCAUGAUCAGGCAAAAAAAAUCAAUGAGCGCAUCAGGACCCACUGCCCGGCGCCCCCGGGACGUCGUUCGUGGGUCUGCGCAUGUGCUACAGGCACCUGGGUAGGAGGACUGGCGUUCACGCAGGCGCACUCGUGGCCGCCGGAAGGGCUUCCUCCUCCCUGCCACCGCCGUCGCCAUGGCCGCGCCGGCCCCCCGCCUCAUCUCUGUCUUCUCGAGCCCGCAGGAGCUGGCUGCGUCACUGGCCCAACUGGUAGUGCAGCAGGCAGCAAGCUGCCUGGCGGAUGCCGGCGCCCGCUUCACGCUCGGCUUGUCCGGCGGCAGCCUUGUCUCCAUGCUGGCCCGCGAGCUGCCCGCUGCCGCCGCCCCCGCUGGACCCGCUAGCCUCGCGCGCUGGACGCUGGGCUUCUGCGACGAGCGUCUUGUGCCCUUCGAGCACGCUGAGAGCACGUACGGCCUCUACCGGACCCACCUGCUCUCCAAGCUCCCUAUCUUCGACAGCCAGGUGAUCACCAUCAACCCCGAGCUGCCUGUGGAGGAGGCGGCUGAGGACUAUGCCAAGAAGCUGAGACAGGCCUUCCAAGGGGACUCCAUCCCGGUUUUUGACCUGCUGAUUCUGGGUGUGGGUCCUGAUGGCCACACCUGCUCACUCUUCCCAGACCACCCCCUCCUGCAGGAGCGGGAGAAAAUUGUGGCCCCCAUCAGCGACUCCCCGAAACCACCUCCGCAGCGCGUGACCCUCACUCUUCCCGUGCUGAACGCAGCUCGAACGGUCAUCUUUGUGGCGACAGGAGAAGGCAAGGCAGCUAUUCUGAAGCGCAUUUUGGAGGACAAGGAGGAGAACCCACUCCCCGCCGCACUGGUCCAGCCCAGCACUGGGAAACUUUGCUGGUUUCUGGACGAGGCAGCAGCCCGACUCCUGACCGUGCCCUUCGAGAAGCAUUCCACUCUGUAACCCGUGCCGAGAGAUGCUACCGCUGUGACCAUGUGCAGUCCCAGUGGCCUGGGACCUUCUGGGGCUGGGCCCCACUGCCAGCCCACUCCAGGCUUCAUUUUUGAAAAGCUGAGUGGUGCCACUGGAAGCCAGUAGGGUCUGGCCACCAGGCCCGCCCAGGGGCUUAGCCUGUGGGCCAUGGCUCUGGGUGACUCAGAUAUUAAAAGGAGCAUCUGUUUGAAUUUCCACUGUCUCGUGGUCCUUGGUGGGUGGUGGGACCAUCGGUCUCCAGGUGGCGCGCCUGACUCGUAACAGUCAUCCCAGCCUGUGGAGGGCAGGGACGGGCAUCCAUGAGUGUCCUGGGCCUGCCAUAGCCAAGUACCACACGUCAGGUGUCUUAAAACAAGUGCAGGUCACUGUCUCACAGUUCACAAGGCCAGGAGCCUGAAAUCUAGGUGUCGGGAAGGCUGGCUCCUUCUAGAGGCUCUGCAGGAGAGUCUGUCCCAGGUCUCUCGUGGCUUCUGGUUGCCGCUGGCAGUUCUUGAGCUUUCUUGGCUCGUAGGCGCAUCACUCCAGCGUCUGCCUCUCUUGUCACAUGGCCUUCUCUCUGUGUCUUUCCGUGUCCUGUCCUUUUCUUUUUUUCUUUUGGUUUGUCCUAUUUUUUUCUUUGGCCAUGCUCCUAGGUUUAUGGCAUCUCAGUUCCCAGGCCAAGGAUUGAACCUGGGCCACAACAGGGGAAGCCCAGAAUCCUAACCACUGGGCCACCACUCACUCCCAUCCUCUCCUGAUAAGGACCCCUGUCCUGGGACAUAAGGCCACCCUCAGUCCUAAAUCUUGAGAGUUCGUCUCAAGAGCCUUAAUUCAUUAUGUCUAUAAAAAUGCUUCUUCCAAAUAAGAUCUCAUUCUGAAGUUUCAAGGGUUAGGACAUGGACUUAACUUUUUUUUUUUAACCGUAUUAAAAUAACACAUAACAUAAAGUUUACCAUCUUAACCAUUUUUAUACAAUUCAGUGGUUUCAAAUACAUUUACAUUUUUAAGCAGCCAUCACUGCCAUCCGUCCCCAUAACUCUUUUCGUCUUGUAAACCUAAAACUCUGUAUUUGGGACUUCCCUGGUGGUCCAGUGGCUAAGACUCUGUGCUCCCAAUGCAGGGGGCCCGGGUUCAAUCGCUGGUCAGGGAGCUAGAUCCUACAUGCCGCAACUGAGACCCAGUGCAGCCAAAUAAUUAAAUAAAAAUAAUAUAUUUGUAUAAAUAUGUGUAUAUAUUUAUUUAUUUAAAAACUGUAUCUUAUUAAAUGCUCACUUUCUAUUCUCUCCUCUCCCCAGCCCUGGCAAGCACCAUUCUGUUUUCUGUCUUUAUGAUUUUUUUUUUAAGUAUAGUUGAUUUACAAUGCUGUAUUAAUUUCCACUGUACAGUACAUUAUUCAGUCACACAUGCAUAUACAUUUUCUAUAUUCUUUUCCAUCCAUGGUUUACCGCAGGAUAUUAAAUGUUGUUCUCUGUGCUAUACGGGAGGACCUUAUUGCUUAUUCUCUAUCUUUAUGAUUUUGACUACUCUUAAGUGCUUCAUAUAAUUAAAAUCAUACAGUAUUUGUAUUGAUG
Cervus elaphus (red deer) is the source of this 2583-nucleotide messenger RNA. RefSeq names its product 6-phosphogluconolactonase (gene PGLS). The record is from RefSeq and is a predicted model, not a curated record. Gene Ontology annotation, biological process: carbohydrate metabolic process; pentose-phosphate shunt. Bases 227 to 1003 code for a protein of 258 amino acids. NCBI's taxonomy places the organism in Eukaryota, Metazoa, Chordata, Mammalia, Artiodactyla, Cervidae. The transcript has 5 exons. Gene Ontology annotation, molecular function: 6-phosphogluconolactonase activity.